AUGCCACUUUGUAUUCCUGAAUUAAUAUUAACAUUUGCUGCAAUGAUAUUAGAAAUUUUAUAGUUGUGUUUAUUUGAUAGAAGAAUACCUGAAAGCAUAGCAUCUCCUAAUCUUAAAGGUAGAGAGAGUCCUUCUAAAUCAAAUAAUUUUAUUUUGAAUUUUGGAUUUGAUAAAGAAGAAAAUAUGGAAAAACAUGUUUUAGAUACUGAAAAUAUUAGAAUUAAUAGAAAAAAUGUAAUUUAAUUUAUUUAAUUUAGGAACAAUUAAAAUUAUAUAAUGAAUGA
Paramecium sonneborni is the source of this 284-nucleotide messenger RNA. The record is from the annotation of a GenBank genome assembly. NCBI's taxonomy places the organism in Eukaryota, Ciliophora, Oligohymenophorea, Peniculida, Parameciidae.